Nematostella vectensis (starlet sea anemone) is the source of this 3572-nucleotide messenger RNA. Its product is annotated as fibroblast growth factor receptor 1. The coding region runs from base 886 to 2859 and encodes 657 amino acids. Gene Ontology annotation, molecular function: ATP binding; transmembrane receptor protein tyrosine kinase activity. Gene Ontology annotation, cellular component: signaling receptor complex. The transcript is spliced from 14 exons. Gene Ontology annotation, biological process: positive regulation of kinase activity; multicellular organism development; cell surface receptor protein tyrosine kinase signaling pathway. The record is from RefSeq and is a predicted model, not a curated record. Lineage: Eukaryota; Metazoa; Cnidaria; Anthozoa; Actiniaria; Edwardsiidae.
AAAUGUGGAAAAAUCAUUUCAAUUUUAUUUACAGGGAUAUUCAAUGCUAUCGUUAAAGGAUCUCCAAAAUGAUUACCGAAAAAAAAACAGUCCUCCUCUCUGUAUUAAAAAAGCAAAGAUCUACCACAUCUCUCUGCAAACAAGACACAGUAUUUUGAAGGUGCAACUGAUCGACUGAAGCCUUCGAUGCUAAGAUAACAUACCGAGCCGAAUGGACGUAUUUCCACGAGUAACCCACUCAAAGGCGCGUGUGCAGAUAUUGCUGAUUUCGUUGCUGAUCAAGUCUCUUAUACUGCGUCAACAUUUGCACUGUCGACACCAGGGCUUUUUUAGUCGUCGCCAUGCCAACGCGGUUGUGCCUACCAGCAACCCAUUAGACCCGUUAACUUGGCGUUGCGUAUAAUUCAAAUCAGCAAUUAAUAAUUUUCGACAUCCAUUGAAGAAGCAAUACGCGCUGCUGUUAGGGGCGCGUUGUCGUGAGUGAGUAUUAAUGACAUCCGCACUCGGGCGCGCGGUAAAAUUUACCACAGAUCUGAACUGACAGAGAGAAUUAUUCACUUUGCUGGGGGUCUCAGAGACAAGCGAAACAUCACAGACGAAUCCACUCGAACAGAUCACAGAAUCGUCGAUAGUUCAUUGCGAUCAAGAAGAUUUAGUAGAUGUACCAUUCUCAAAAUUAUUUGGGUGCCUAUUUUACGAUAUUUUAUUUGCGUGUGCUGAAGGUGUAAGCGGCCUGGCGAUUGACUGGUAGGACACGACAUGUAUUGUUUCGCCCUUUCUUAGCGGAACUACGCGCAAAACCCAGCUGUUUAUAUGAGCCCAAUGGACCGGUUAAACUAUCUACACUGUCGCCGUGAUUUGGAGAAGAAAACGUAGCCCUUGAAAAUGAUGGUGGCAUGGCCGUGGACACCUCGUUUGUUGGUGGUUUUAGUGAUCUUCUCUCAACCUAUCGCCAUACAAGGAUCAAAAGGAGUUCCAAAGCAAUGUUUGGAUAAGUACACGGACUGUGUACGACAAAGCCAAUUCCAGUUAUGCAAGAAAACGGUAUUAACGCCUGAAGCAAACGUGACAAUAUUGUCUGUAACUCAAAACAAGGCAAAAAUACGAUGUGUGGAUUACAACUACCACAACGUGAUCAUCACACCCCUCUUCAGCUGGAUCAGAUGGUCACGUCCAGGAGAUCUGGAACUAGAGCGUCUCGAUCUGGACAACGGUAGCUUCCGUCACGUUGACAAUGACGGGAAGAAGUACUCAAUCGAGUCCAUUGUACACAAGCAGGACAUACAUGCGCAGAUAUUGACUAUCAACGACCUGAACGAGUCGGACUAUCAGCUCUACACUUGUGUUAUCUGUACACAUUAUGGGAGGAGUCAUCACAGUAUACGUCUAGAACCACCAGUAUAUGCUACUACUAAACCAGUGGUCCCCAACAUGAGACCGACCAAUCAACCACCGUCCCACCCAAAUCACGUGACCAGCAGACGGGCUUUGAGUCCAGACCCUCGCACCAACCGAGUGUCUGCAAUCGUGUUCUUCGUGGUGGGAUCCCUCCUCGUCCUUGCCAUCAUCAUGGCAGUGGCACUUCUCAUAAAGUACAAGUUUUUCAAGGGGACACCACCAGAGGAACCCACCAGCCCUCAGCCUCUUUUCCAAGAGUCUCCAGUAUACUCUCCAGUCCUGACUAAACAUGAUUCUAGCGAAAGACGUUCGCAGAGACAAUGUAGUUCUUCCACGUUCACGUCAAGUCUACGCAGCUCGACCAGUUCGGCCACAACUCCCUUCAAGUUGCGCCGUAACAGCAGCCGCUCGCCUGCCAAUUCCGGGAUGACGUAUAUAUCGGAGAUUUCAGACGGCCCCGAAGAAGUGUUUGAGCCGCCAUUUGACGAGGAAUGGGAAAUUGCCAGGGAGAACAUCGUACUAAGGGAGAAAAUAGGCGAAGGUGCAUUUGGACUCGUCGUAAAAGGGAUCGUUUAUGGGCUUCCUGACAAGCCAUCAAGUUGUACAGUCGCCGUCAAGACUAUCAAAGAAGACGCCUCGAUUGAGGAGUUCAAUGACUUCGUGUCAGAGAUCGAAACCAUGAAAUCCAUCGGUAACCACACCAAUAUUAUCAACAUGGUGGGAGUGUGCUCAGUGGAUGGCCCUCUUCUUUUAAUUGUUGAGCAUGCAAUGCACGGGAAUCUGCGAGAUUUCCUUCGCAAACACCGUGGAACGCACAAAGACGCUUCGCAAAACAACAACCUUUACAUGACCCCCGGAAACUCUCUGAUCAUCAAAAACUUAUUGCCGAUGGCGUACCAGGCUGCCAAAGGCAUGCAGUACCUUGCAUCAAAGAAGUGUAUUCACAGAGACCUGGCUGCACGUAACGUCUUACUGGCAGAUGAUUACGUUCUGAAAAUCGCUGAUUUCGGCUUGUCGAGGAACCUCAGGGAAACGGAUUACUACAGAAAAACAACGCAUGGUCGACUGCCUGUGAUGUGGCUAUCUAUUGAGGCCUUGUUUGACCAAAAGUACACUCUGAUGAGCGAUGUGUGGUCUUUUGGGGUUUUACUCUGGGAGAUCUACACAUUAGGUUGCAUGCCAUACCCUGGUAUUCCUGUGGAGAGGCUUUUUGAACUUUUAAAGACUGGCUACAGAAUGUCGGCACCAACUGAGUGCCCCCCAGAGAUUUAUACGUUGAUGUUGCAAUGCUGGAGCGAGAAUCCUGCGGACAGGCCGACUAUGGAGCUGGUCGCCAAGGAGUUGGACCGGAUGCUCGCUACCUCGUCCAGUUUGGAGUAUCUGGACAUCCUCCCAAACACUUCCAAUGAAACGUUAUUUAUUCAAGACGAUUUUAUUACAAAACAGGAAACUGUCGUUUGAUUUAAAAAGCCGAAUUGAAAUAGAAAUCAGAGGAAAAGCUAUGUAAAUAAUGUGAAUUUGUGUACAUAAAUGGUCUUAAGUAAUUGUGUUUGCUCACAUUGCAAGCAUUAUUGCUUUUUUAAUGUGUAAUGUUUAGGCUAGUGUACAAACGAUAACGGAAAAGGCGGUAGCAGGAUUAUGUGAAACAGCUAGUACGUGCUCUAUGGCACACUCGACGGUCUUGGUUUGUCUUAUACGGUCUUGGCUCGGUGUUUUAUUUUAAAUGAUUUCUCGUGAAAGCAUACUGUUAUAUUAACUUAAACUAUUAUUCUAGUUAUGUAGAAAGAAGAGGCAGGGCUAUAGAUAUAUGUAAAUAUUGUACAGUUGGCUGUACUCCAAAUUGUCGUAUUUAGUGAUUCCCUGGCUGAUGCGCCGCAAAGGAGCUGAAACGAAUUUUGAUAUCUCAUGAAAUGAAAUAAAGCAAAGUGCAUUUAAGAGCUAAACAGAACGAAAUAUUCAAUUAUAAACCAAGAGAAGGUUAUUAAAAUUAAUUUAUUGUUCGCAUUAAUAUUUUUUAUUUCAUUGCAUUGCAUAAGAGACUGUGUUGGUCUCCGGGGUUACGUAUAGCGUUAACAGCAUUUUUCUUCGAAGACGUUCCAUUCUAGACACGCUCUAAAGAGGCACUAUCCCUUCAAAAAACAAUUGUUUGAAAUAAAAAUGAAGAAGUAGAAUUG